AAUGAGUGCGUCUUUAUGAGGCAGGGCCUCGAAAUCGUCGUCUUCUAACAAAACGGCUGAGAUAACAGUACAGUAGACGACGCAGCAGUUAUUAGAACAGUUAAUUCAAAUAUGUUAUAGAUUUGACAAGAAUAGUGGAAUAGGCUAACAGUGGAACUGUUCGCCAGGCAAUGGAAACUAAGUUACACCGAAAAGAAAAGGACUCCGGAUUUGAGAAUUGACCGAAAGCAGCCAUUAAAAUCUGUAAAUAUGAAUCCCUUUGAUCAGGACUCCUCAAUGGCUGGGAUUGUCUCUCUCGCCGCUUCUGCCUCAAGUUAAACGGCUGGGGAAAUGAGUGCAGUCGGGCUCCCUGGAGAAGGGCUUUCCCAAGGGCCUUGAUAUGAAAUAUCAGGAAAAACACUGCUGGCUCUGCCUGCUCAGCCUGAGCCUUCUUCUGUUGUUUUGGCUUGGACAUUUGAUACGGGACCUUCUAUCGCCUGCCGGGCAAAGCAACGGGCUCAGGGGCUACAUGAGGAUCACCCCCGGCAAGAUGGACCAGGUCCUGCACAUGCACUGCAGCCAGUGUGCCUUGGUCUCCAGCUCAGGUCAGAUGCUCGGAGCUGGUCUUGGAGAAGAGAUAGAUAAAGUCGGAUGUGUGAUCCGGAUGAACAAUGCUCCCACACAGGGGUAUGAGAAAGAUGUCGGAAACCGCACCAGUAUUCGGGUUGUGUCUCACACCAGCGUUCCCCUGUUGGUAAAAAAUGAGAGCUAUUAUUUCAAUCAAUCAGCAGGAACCAUAUAUGUGUUCUGGGGUCCUGAGAGGAAUAUGCGGCAAGACGGGCAUGGACAUACCUUCAAUACUCUUCUGAAAAUAGCAAAAAAGUAUGCAAACGUCAAAAUCUACACUGUGACCAGAGAGAAGAUUCAGUACUGUGAUGGUGUGUUUCAGAAUGAAACUGGAAAAAACAGAAUGAAGACGGGGGCGUUUCUCAGUACUGGAUUCUUCACAAUGAUUCUGGCUAUAGAUAUGUGUGACAGCAUCCAUGUCUAUGGAAUGAUUGAUUAUAACUACUGCAGUCGAGCCAAUCACAGUGUUGUUCCUUACCAUUACUACGAGAGGAACCGACUCAAUGAGUGCAGGAUGUACCAUGUCCAUGAGCACACACAACGUGGGGGUCAUCGCUUCAUCACUGAGAAGGCCAUCUACGCCAAAUGGGCAACACGGCACAAGAUGGAGUUUAAACACCCCUCUUGGAGCCUCUGAGGAAGAGGAUAUUAAAACCCAGAAGUUGUUGUGAUGUUCCUUGACCCUACAGUGGUAUUCACUUUUAUUGGCUUUUGGUCUUCUUUGCUGAAGAUUUUAGCGAAGUUUAAUCAGAGACUUUAUCAAGUACAUGGCAUUGUUACUCCUGGAUCGUAGCUUUCAUUUGACUUUUUUUACCAUCUCAACAGUUUUUUUAAGUAGAAAAAAGUUACAUUUGAUACAAGCCAAUAGUGGAUAAAAUAAUCUGUAAAAAAAAUAAAAAUAAAAUUAAAAUUAUGUUUUAGAUGUACCAGAUGUAUCAGCAUUCAACUGGUAACAGGUGGUAAAUUACCACUUUCAGUAUUAUUGAAUACUUACCGUCAUGUAUAGCCAUAUAUCAGUAUAGAUACUGAUUCAAAAAUAUUAAGCAACUAAACAAAGCACUAAAACCAGUUUAAACCAAAGCUUCUUUAUACCUGUGCCUUGACUUUCUGUUUGAUUCUGCACAAUGUUUUAUUUUACGCUGCAAUCAGGCGUGC
Sander lucioperca (pikeperch) is the source of this 1761-nucleotide messenger RNA. It is a transcript of the gene st6galnac4, whose product is annotated as ST6 (alpha-N-acetyl-neuraminyl-2,3-beta-galactosyl-1,3)-N-acetylgalactosaminide alpha-2,6-sialyltransferase 4. The coding region runs from base 380 to 1243 and encodes 287 amino acids. The transcript is spliced from 6 exons. The record is from RefSeq and is a predicted model, not a curated record. Gene Ontology annotation, molecular function: alpha-N-acetylgalactosaminide alpha-2,6-sialyltransferase activity. NCBI's taxonomy places the organism in Eukaryota, Metazoa, Chordata, Actinopteri, Perciformes, Percidae. Gene Ontology annotation, biological process: oligosaccharide metabolic process; ganglioside biosynthetic process.